UCGUCCAAAUGCUUCCAGCAGAGUUGAACAGAGGACUAGUGGACAUUUGCGCUGAGACUUGAAGCUUGAAGACUGCGUAUUUGCAAGAUAUAAUUACAAGACAAUAGUAAUAUUUGUUGUCAACAUUUAUAGCCACAUAUUCUCCUGCCUGGCAGCCAAUGCAAUGGUCAAAAUCCAUAUUGUUCUGUUUGUUCUGUUGUCCAUCAUACAUCAGACUCUUGGACAGAUCACUGAUGGCUCUGAGUCGACUUACAAUGGCAAUACUGAAUUUGUGCAUGAGGAAGAGACUUACUACACCCCUCAGUUGGACUACAAACGCAAAUCCACAGUGGUGUCACACAUUUAAGCUUCCCAAUGGGGAGGUAGCUUGUUCUUCCCCACGAGGCAGGAACCACCACAGCACACUUGGUACCCGCUGUUUUCUCUCCUGCGAUCGAGGACAUAAACUGAUUGGGCGGUCAUCAGUGCAAUGCAUGCCUAUCCGCCGUUGGUCUGGAACUGCUCUUUGUCGAAAGGUGCGUUGCCAUGUUCUGCCUCUGAUUGAUCACGGCACAUACAGUUGUACCCGUGGCUUUGUGGCAGACUCCAGGUGUGACUACACCUGCUAUGAAGGGUACCAGAUCCAGGGAGAUCACUAUCGUAUGUGCCAAGAAGAUGGAAAAUGGAGUGGCACAGAACCCACCUGUGCAGAUCAUGACCCCCCCAAACUGAAAUGUCCUUUGUCCAGAGUGAAAGUAGCAGAACCAGAAAAACUAACGGUCAGGGUGUCCUGGGACCGCCCUGUUGCAAAGGAUACAGCUGACAGAGCACUGCAGGUCUUGCGAAAUGGACUGGAGUCUGGAUCAGACUUUCCUGAAGGAAUUCAUGUAAUUCGAUAUAAAGCCUACGACCAGGCUCGCAACUCAGCAACUUGCAAGUUUACUGUGCAUAUUGAAGUGAGACGGUGUCCAAAGUUGAAGCCCCCUAUGCAUGGAUAUCUGGCUUGUUCAUCUGAUGGCAAUAAUUAUGGGGCUAUAUGUGAAUACCAUUGUGAGCCUGGAUAUGAGAGGACAGGAUUUGCCACACGUGUUUGUCAGCUGAACCGUAGCUGGUCCGAUGAAGCAGCUGAGUGUGUAUUAAUGGACAUACAAACAGACGUCAGGUCUGCUGGUGCUCUACUUGACCAGUUUUAUGAAAAGAGAAGGCUUCUUGUUGUGUCUACGCCAGAUAACACUAACCAGUACUACAGGCUUCAGAACAUUAUGCUGCAGAAGGCUGGGUGUGGUCUGGAUCUUCGACAUGUGACAGUGAUCGAGCUUUUAGGAACGCCACCUCGUGCAGUUGGGCGCAUCAAAGAACAACGUCUAGAGCCCGAGGUCAUAGAGGGUCUUAGGCAGGCAAUGCAUAUCUCUACAGCAUAUUUCACCAUGGUGCUGCUAGAUGAAUACGGUGUGGAUCGGGAGCGUUUUGUAAACCCCACCACCUCUGAUGAGAUCUACACAUACAUUGAGGAGUACCUCCUCACAGAGGAGGAGCGUGAGAGACUGGAGACAUACAGAGACUUCUGUGACUGAUCAUGUCUGGG
This is a messenger RNA of Xyrauchen texanus (razorback sucker), 1564 nucleotides long. RefSeq names its product sushi repeat-containing protein SRPX2-like. The transcript is spliced from 10 exons. The record is from RefSeq and is a predicted model, not a curated record. Lineage: Eukaryota; Metazoa; Chordata; Actinopteri; Cypriniformes; Catostomidae. The coding region runs from base 159 to 1553 and encodes 464 amino acids.